Messenger RNA from Paramecium pentaurelia, 450 nucleotides. The record is from the annotation of a GenBank genome assembly. Lineage: Eukaryota; Ciliophora; Oligohymenophorea; Peniculida; Parameciidae.
AUGCAAUCUGUAUAAGCACCUGAAUAGAAAGAACCCAAGUUCCAAAUUUGUCAAAUUACCAGAUGCCCCUCAAGUGAAGAUAGAAGUGAUCAUCAUAUCACUCCUGAUGAGACCAAAUCAUAUAGGUAAAAAGAAGUGUUUAAUUAAUUAAUUAAUAUAGACGUGUGUAAUAGAAGGUAGAAGUAGUACAAGAAGAGCAGGAGGUAUUUGAGAGAUAGGAGGAUCUCUUACAAAUUUUACCUAAUGCUAAUUAGAUUAUAAUUGAUGAUGAUGACUCAUCAUCAAUAUUCAAGAAACUCUUAGAUAUGCUCAAGAAGGAGUAAAUUAAAGAUUGUGUGGCAUAUCUCUAAUCACUUAAGAAUUCAGAUAAAAAGGAAAAGGAGCAAAUUAAGAAGAUAUUAAAUAUUCCGAGAGAUUAAAAAGGAUCUGAUGAAUAAGAUAUAAGGUGAU